This is a messenger RNA of Adineta ricciae, 756 nucleotides long. Lineage: Eukaryota; Metazoa; Rotifera; Eurotatoria; Adinetida; Adinetidae. The record is from the annotation of a GenBank genome assembly.
AUGCCCACACAAACAGCUGAACCAACAGCAACAGAAGAUCGAGCUCAAACAGCUCGAUCCUCACCCGCUCGAAAUCAAAGACAAGAAUCCGCGCGACCGCGAGCAACGACGUCUCGAACUCGCUUUUCUAGCGCACGUCAUAAUAAACUCUACCGUGGGCCGCCAACUCCACCACCCGAAGUUCUCUACGAUCGCGAACGAGGUUUUGUUCUCGAUUGUAAAGCUGUUUCGCAUAUAUCAAAUGAUUAUUCGACUGCAAAUCCUAAAUUAGGCUCAGUAAUUCCACCCUACAAUGGCCAACUCGAUCAUCAUACGGACAAUUAUUUUCGAUUUUUCGGAUUAAAAAAUACAUUACGAAAAACAGGACAACUGAAAGAACACGAAUCCAUUCCGGGACGAGUUCAUGAUCGAUUCUUUGCCAACGGGCAUGGCUUUCGGUAUUUGUCACUUCGGAAUAGUUUUGGUUCAGGACAUUCUAUCGAUGAAAUUCGUGGACACGAUCUAUUUCUCAGCGAUCCAAAUCCCAUAGUCAAUUACAAUGGACGAUUUGGUUAUCGUCGUAACACUCCAUCACUUCGUCAACAGCCAACAAUCGGCACGCGAACUGUCAGCGGCAAAGGCAUUGUUCCACAUGGACGUUGUUCGAUGGUAGGUUGUGGUCAACCUUAUGCCUAUCAUUGUAAAUGUAGCUUUGAUCGAGCAUGUCGAUGUCAUAAUCAAAAACAAGCUUGUCCAUGUAUUCACGUACAGAGUUAA